Messenger RNA from Rotaria socialis, 1365 nucleotides. The record is from the annotation of a GenBank genome assembly. Lineage: Eukaryota; Metazoa; Rotifera; Eurotatoria; Philodinida; Philodinidae.
AUGAGUACACAAGCUAUCAAGAAAUUUAAAACUGAAAAGGGGAAAGAUAUGCUUAGUUAUGAAGGUUAUAUUUAUACUUUAGAACGAAAAAUCGACGUCAAAUUGAUUUUUCGAUGUCAACGCAGAGAUUGCAAAGGUCGCUGUCACACCAAUCCGACGAUGGAUGCAAUUCUUUCGGGACCAACUAAACACUGCCAUGCACCCACACCAGAUCUAGUUCCAGUAUUCGAACUCAAAAGCAAAAUAAAAGCACGGGCUGCUGAAACCGAAGAAUUUCCUAGUGCUAUUUUACACUCUGUAAUGAGAUCUUUUCCUUUAGAUGCUGCCGGUCAACUACCUCAAGGUGAUACACUUUUGAGAACUAUUCGUCGGCAGCGUCCCGCGUCUUCAACGAACAACGACAACCAACUACCUGAUAAUUUAAAACAAACGGACCGUGGAGAGAAUUUCGUACUUCACGAAGAUGAGAAAUUGAUUAUUUUUACCACCGCGACGAAUCUCUCAGUAUUGAAAACAUGUAAACAUUGGUUUGUCGACGGAACAUUCAAAGUGUGUCCCGAGGACUUCUAUCAAAUGUUUACCUUACACGGACUAUACAAAUCACAAGUCAUUCCACUUGUUUACGGUCUACUUGUUGGGAAAAAAACUACAGACUAUGAUCACUUCUUUCGGCGGAUCAUGGAUGAAGAUGACUUCGAUUCAGAAACAAUAUUAAGCGAUUUCGAAGCGGCGACAAUUAAAUCAAUCAACUCAUUGUUUCCAAACAUCGUUCAUAAAGGCUGUUUGUUUCACUUCGGUCAAUGUAUAUGGCGUCAAAUUCAAAGUCAUGGCUUACAAAAAAAAUACCAAGAGGAUAAGUCGUUCCAUUUGGACAUUAAAAAAUUAAUUGCUUUAGCUUUUGUUCCUGUUUUAGAUGUUAUCAAAGCCUUCGAUCUAAUUGUCGACGACUUCGACGACGACGCGGACGAUUUCCUUGGUUAUUUUGAGAAAACGUGGAUAGGAGAGCCGAAGAAGAGAGGCACUGGACGAAAAAAACCACUAUUUACAAUUGAACUUUGGAAUGUUUAUGAUCGAAUAGUUGCCAAUCUUCCACGCUCAAACAAUUCCAUUGAAGGAUGGCACAAUGCAUUCGCAAAACGUGUUGCAAUCGUACAUCCAAGUGUCUCAAAAUUAACCGAGAAGAUUCGUCGUGAACAAUCCAAGUUCGAACUCGACAUCGCACAAAUUCGCCAAGGACAAGAACCCAAGCCAAAGAAGCUCAAGUAUCGAAAAUUGGACGAACGAAUCAAACGACUGGUCGACGAUUAUCACAACCUCGAUUUAGGUGAGUAUUUAAAAGGACUAGCUGUAAAUAUGUCAUUGUAA